Molecule: messenger RNA, 2286 nt
Organism: Achroia grisella
Lineage: Eukaryota; Metazoa; Arthropoda; Insecta; Lepidoptera; Pyralidae
Gene: Ada3
Product: transcriptional adapter 3
Exons: 1
Coding region: 243-1634 (463 amino acids)
Biological process (GO): regulation of transcription by RNA polymerase II
Cellular component (GO): SAGA complex
Molecular function (GO): transcription coactivator activity
Source: RefSeq, a predicted model, not a curated record
AUUUUGUUUAUCUUACUUGUCUGAUAGUAUACUCGAGUUAUAUUUUUUAUUUAGCAUCCUUCAAAUUAACGUGUUAUUUUCAUUCCAAAACAUUUUUCAAUAAUGAAUAAGUGACUGCAAGUGUUUAAUUGUCAAAUAACUUAGACUAAUUACGCUCUACUGAACUUUGCUAUAUGUCUACUUACAUAUAUCUUUACACAGUAUAUUAUUCGCGGGUAAAUUUAAUUUAAACUUAGUUCAAAAUGUUAGGUAAAAGAAUGCACCAUAAUAGUAAAGUGAGAAUGGCUAGUAAGGGCCAUGAUAACGGAAAGCCGUCAAGUCCUGGUAUAUCUCCUUACAAUAAACCAGCGAAAAUACCUGGUUCGGUUUCUGUUGGAAAAACGAAAGUUGAUGUAUGUCCUAUACCAUAUAUCAAAAUACAAGAUAAUGCAACAAGUUUACCACGCUUCACAGCUAUUGCUACAAGAUCUGCAGAUGAAACUAUUGGAAUGGAUGAGCUUGAUGCGCUACAACUAGAAUUGGAAUCACUUUUGUGUAAUACAGCUCUCCGCAUAAGAUACUUUCAAUCAGAAAUAGAAAGUAUUGACACAAAUGAAUCUAAAAGAGAAAAGAAAGGAAAAGCUGCUGGUAAACAAUUGCAAUAUCCUGUAAAGCGAAAAUUUUUAGAGGAUAAACUAUUAAAAACCAAAGACUAUACUAAGUUAUCAAAUCAGCCCAAAGUGCCUAAGUUCAAAAAUUUCUCAAAUGCAUCCAGUGCUUCUCAUAAUUAUCCUAAUGAUCAUGGAGUAAACUCUGACAAUUCGGUAAAACUAGAGUUAUCACAGUUUGCUUUACCAAAGAAUAAUAUACCAUAUAAAUUUUGGAGUUCUGUGGAACCAUACUGUGCACCAAUUACAUUGGAUGAUAUAAAAUUUUUGGAAUCACUAUUGGGGCAGAGCAGUAAUACAACUUUACCUCCUAUACCACCACUUGGUAAACAUUACUCUGAGGUAUGGGCUGAUGAGCAUUUAGCAGAGGAUCAAAAUGCUUCUAAUACUAAUAAACAGAAAACUGGCAUGUCACCAGAUGCUUCAAGUUUGCGUAAAAAGUUAGAAAAAACAAGUGAUAACAUGAUUACAGGUCCUUUAACACAAAGAUUAGUAUCAGCAUUAAUGGAAGAAAAUGUUAUGCCUUAUGAAGUACCAGAUAUAAAAGUUAAGCAAGCUGCUACUACAAAAAAUAGUUACAAAAAUUCAUUGACCCUAGAAAAAUGUUUGAGAAAAGAAUUAGUUGAGCAAGGUAUUUUGGAUCUAGAAGACUUGCCACCCCUAACAAAUCCAGCUGAUGAUGAAAUACUGGCAGAAAUCAAGAAAUGUCAGACUGAACUUACUGCUGUGAGAAAAGACAACUGCCGUAAUCUUAAAAGUCUAAUUACAUUAUGUAAACAAGAGAUGAUUAGACUAAAUUUGAAGAAACAAUUGGAUCAGGUGGAUAUGGAAUGUAUUGAUAUUUACAAAAAAAUGGUAGCUGCAAAGCAGAAGAAGCGUGUUGUCACAAAAAAAGAAAAGGAAGAUGCAUGGAAAGUAAUCAAUGAACAAAUCAGGCUUAAUAAAGAAAUUAAUGCAUUACCUUUAACUGGACCAAAUUCAAGUUAAUUUUAGUUAUAUUAAUUUUAUGAAAUCUAUGAAAUGUCAUUAUAAAUAUUUGUUAUGUUACUUUUCUAUUUAAUAUUCUGAGCAAAGCAAUUAUCAUAUUUUUUAAAACAAGUUCAUUUCAGUGCAGACAUUUUUCUUGAUUCUAUGUAGACUCUUUAUAGCACACUGUGUAGCAAUUUUAGGAGUGGUUUUAACUUGUAUAAGAGAACUAAUUUUCAUUAUAAUUUUGUAACCAUCAAAAUCAGUAAUCUCUCAUUAAAUGUAUAUAGAAUAAGUAUGCUUAUUAUAUAAAUAUAUUGAAUUGGUAGGUCAUGAAAUGUUAACAUAUUCAAUUUCUAAUUCAUGAAAAACCAGUCUUGACAAAUAAGAGAACAUUUAAUCAACGUAAGUGUCACCAUUGCUUUUAGAUAUUUUCUCCAACCAAGGAAAUAUUUUAGUUCUAAUUUUUUUAAUUAUUAAAACACAUUCUAGAGCUUUAUGAGUUUUAUUACUUAAACAUGGAAAUAGGUCUUCAAACUAAAAGACUGAAAGAGGUACCUAUUUUAUUUAAAUUUUGUAGUAGUGUUUGCCUAUCUCAAAUUAUUUAACGUCAUACAUGCAAAAUUAAUGCUUGUAUUUAGCUCUGUCCUCAUGCAUUAUUGUCAGCUUUGAC